This is a messenger RNA of Callorhinchus milii (elephant shark), 684 nucleotides long. RefSeq names its product huntingtin interacting protein K (gene hypk). The transcript has 4 exons. Gene Ontology annotation, biological process: protein stabilization; negative regulation of apoptotic process. The record is from RefSeq and is marked provisional. Bases 62 to 424 code for a protein of 120 amino acids. Lineage: Eukaryota; Metazoa; Chordata; Chondrichthyes; Chimaeriformes; Callorhinchidae.
GAUUAAGGUCCGGGCGGCGGCACCACCACCACGUGGUCUGUUCUGACCGGCGCGAGCAGCAAUGGCGGAGGGAGACGUGGAGCUGGAGUUGGACAACGAGGAGAAUUGUACCGAGCGGCCGGCGGAGAAGCCGCGGAAACACGACAGCGGCGCCGCUGAUCUGGAGAGGGUGACCGACUAUGCGGAGGAGAAGGAGAUCCUGAGCUCGGACCUGGAGACGGCCAUGUCCGUUAUUGGGGACCGACGCUCCAGGGAACAGAAAGCCAAACAAGAAAGAGAAAAGGAAUUGGCUAAAGUAACCAUCAAGAAGGAAGAUGUUGAACUGAUUAUGAAUGAGAUGGAGAUCUCGCGGACGGCAGCAGAACGCAGUCUUCGGGAGCACUUGGGGAAUGUUGUCGAAGCAUUGGUUGCUCUCACAAAUUGAAACAGAGCCACAGAAUGCCUGAAAAUGUUUCCAAGACUGAACAGGAAAGAAGUCACGUGUGAACCCAGAGUCUGGCACAAUUGAUGACAUAGAAUUUUUCAGGACACGUUUAUGCAGUAUGCUUGGCGUGCUUGAAGAGUUGGUUUUAAUGGGGCUUGUUUCUAACCUGGUUCACAACUGUUUCCCGAAGACUAAAUUAACCUUUCAAAUGGAGAAAGGUUUGAGUAUUCCAAGAGAAACCUAAUAAAGCAUAAAGACUU